AUGCUAUGCACGUGAUGACAUAUGGCUCUGUGCCCCUAAAUCCUAAUGCCUUCCACUGUUCCAGUCUUCCACAGUUCCACUACUGAAUCCUCCCUUUUACGCCUCCAAUUCUAAUUGCUUCUCUAUUAAUUUUUCUCUUCAAGUGUACUUUAUGACUUUGAUGCCCAGCUAUUUUCUGUUCUUUUCGCCCCUAAUACUUUUUCUCUUGCAAAAAGUAAGCCCAUUUGCAUAUUUCACCCCACCUAAUCACCAAACUCAAAUUACCAAACUACUUGGUCUCUGCAAAAAAACUUCUUUCUACAUAUGGAUGCAUGCAUGAAUCUGUGUCCUUAAAUCUUCAUUUAUUGGGGAUAAAACCAGGUUUUGUAUGGUGGGUUUCAUUUAUUUCCUUGUUAAGUCUAAACCUAUUUAGGAAAGUUAAGGCUUUGCGUUAGCGGUUCAACUUUUUGUUAAGAUCAGAUAUGGUGUUCUUCUUGUUGCAAUAGAAAUCAGAAAUGGGCAUCGUUUUUUCCUUUCUAUUUAUGGACAAGUCUAGAGAUCUUGAAGCUUCGUUUCUUUAAAGUAUAAAACUGGUCUAUUGGAGUGGGUUUCUGUAAAUUGGCAUUGGAGGAAAACCCUACUCCUUUUCAAAGUACCGGCAAGGUUUGUAUAUCUCUGUUUAAGAAGAGAAAUGAUUCAAUUGUUGUUCUUGGUUUUGUUCGCCGAGGCUGCUGUGGCAUUCCUUCUAUUGGUCAAAAUUGGGCCAUUGAGAGAUCUUGUCAUAAAGACUUUGGAUCAGCUGAAGAUGGGGAAAGGUCCUCCUACAAUGAAAACCAUAGCUGGUACUAUGUCUGUGAUUUUCCUAUCAAGCCUCAUGAGCAUUGUUAAGAUCCAGAAUAAGGGUGCAAAGCUUGGUACCAUGUCACCCAUGGAUCAGGUUCUAUGGAGGACGCAUUUGCUUGAGGCUUCUCUCAUGGGUUUUACCCUUUUUCUUGGAUUCAUAAUUGACCGUGUACACCAUUAUCUCCAAAAGCUUAGUGCGUUGAGGAGUAGUGUGGGAGCUUCAAAAGGGGAAGUUGAAAGGCUUCAAAAAGAAAAGAUGCAUCUCAAAGAAAAUGAAGAGAAAUCUUCAAAGGAGAUAAAGCUGCUGCAAGAAGAAAUUGCAACUCUAUCAGAGAAUUUGAAAAAGCUGAAGCUAGAAUCUCAAAAUAAAGAUAAGAAGGUUGAAACUGCCGAAAGCCAUGUCGCAGCCCUUCAAAAACAAGCGGCAGAUCUACUUCUUGAAUAUGACCGUCUAUUAGAAGACAACCAAAAUCUUCAGACUCAGGCUCUUAGGUAUUAAUUUUGAAAGGCAUCGAGGAUUCAAGUUUUGGCCGGAAAUGGUUUUUGUUGAUGAAUCAACUCCUUGUUGCGAGGAAAGGGUGUUUCUUUGGCCCUUCCAAGGGGAAAAGUGGAUGGAAUAGCUUCUUUUUUUUUUUCUUCUCAUAGUUUUGGUCCAAUUGAUUGAAAUUUUUGUAGUGUUCUUAUAAUUUUAGUAGUCUACCUCGAUGCUGUUUUGGUUGAUGCCAACUGUUCUUCCCUUUCAGUUUUCUGGAACAGAUGUUUUGUAACUCAAUUUAGAUUGCUAAUGAAAUGCUUAUCUCGAGCCAGCUGCCUAGGCA
Molecule: messenger RNA, 1640 nt
Organism: Juglans regia (Persian walnut)
Lineage: Eukaryota; Viridiplantae; Streptophyta; Magnoliopsida; Fagales; Juglandaceae
Exons: 2
Coding region: 671-1321 (216 amino acids)
Biological process (GO): endoplasmic reticulum to Golgi vesicle-mediated transport; intracellular protein transport
Cellular component (GO): endoplasmic reticulum; endoplasmic reticulum membrane
Source: RefSeq, a predicted model, not a curated record